AUGCCAUUCAUUUCAGAAUAUGCUGUCAAACAAAGAUGUCACUUGAAGCGCUCAGUUUUGGAGUGUACAGAAACAAAUGAUUGUAAAACAAAUCUUUCAACGUCUAUGGCAUCAUCGAAUCCACAGAAAGUGUUGUGUGUAACAUGCAAUAAAGUGACAGGUCUAUUUACUUGUCGCGGAUGUCAACAGAACUUCUGUACUAGUCAUGUCGCUGAGCAUCGACAAGAAUUAGGAAAACAGAUGGAUGAAAUAACGGUCGAGCACGAUCGUUUUCGACAAAUACUAAUUGAACAGAACACAGAUCUACGAAUGCAUCCAUUGCUAAUUGAAAUAACCGAAUGGGAGCAGCAAUCGAUCGAGAAGAUUCGUCAAUUAGCGCAUGAUGCUCGACAGCAGCUAGAAGAGUUGAUAAUCGCCAGUCGAAAGAUACUGAGUGAAAAUCUGACGAAAAUUGGAAAUGAAUUGAAUAAAGCGCGUGAAGAAGAUAAUUAUUUCGAAACGGAUUUUGUCGAAUGGAUAGCGAAGAUAGAUCGAUUGAAAAAGGAAGCAAAUGAGUUGCCAAAUGUACGACUUCCUUGUUUUGACAAUAAUAUUCUUCCAGUGAUAUCCAACGUUCGUGAAAAUACUUCUUUGAAAGAAAUCUUUCAACAAUCAACUGGUGAAGCUGCAAUCGAAGACAAUGGUGAAGUAGCUGUUAAAAACACGCGCGUAUCUCAUGCAGCCGUACGUGGUAGGGGUGAAUUCAAUUCUGGACAACAUCGAUUUCGAUUUCGCAUCGAACGAUAUUUUAAAUCUGGCUGGUUACAAAUUGGAAUUGUUUCGAAAACUAUACCUCUCCAAGCGAAUUCUUAUCAAACACCAUCUCUUUACGGUUGGGGCGCAUCCAACCAAGUUUACCUUGACGGACGAAAUCAUCAAGGCUAUAAUGGAUACAUAACUGAUAUACAAACGAAUGAUGAAAUAGAACUAGCCGUCGACUGUGAUACACGAACGAUUAUUUUAACAAACGAACGUACCCAUUCCACGUAUCGACUUGCUGUCGAUCUGCAACGCUGCCCAUUUCCAUGGCAACUCAGUAUUGGCUUAUACUAUUCCUUAGACCGUAUUCGUAUCUUGCAUACGUAA
Messenger RNA from Adineta ricciae, 1125 nucleotides. The record is from the annotation of a GenBank genome assembly. NCBI's taxonomy places the organism in Eukaryota, Metazoa, Rotifera, Eurotatoria, Adinetida, Adinetidae.